CCCCGUACCUCCCAAAUGGGAAAGAGUGAUGGCCAAGCCACGAGGUGGAGGCUUGUGCCCGUGAGCGCUGCUCAGGCUCCCCACCUGAGCGGGGGCGGCCUAUUUAGGAAUGUCCUGGAAUGCGUUGCCUUCCCUCGCCCCCCAGUCCUGGUUCCUGGAGGCCUCCAGCAGCCUGAUCCUCCCGCCGCCCCCGCCCAGGUGAACUUCACAGUAGAUCAGAUCCGGGCCAUCAUGGACAAGAAGGCCAACAUCCGGAACAUGUCCGUCAUUGCCCAUGUGGACCACGGCAAGUCCACGCUGACGGACUCUCUGGUGUGCAAGGCUGGUAUCAUUGCCUCUGCCCGGGCCGGGGAGACCCGCUUCACUGACACCCGGAAGGACGAGCAGGAGCGCUGCAUCACUAUCAAAUCGACGGCCAUCUCCCUCUUCUAUGAGCUUUCGGAGAACGACUUGAAUUUCAUCAAGCAGAGCAAGGAUGGCUCUGGCUUCCUCAUCAACCUCAUUGACUCCCCUGGGCAUGUGGACUUCUCCUCAGAGGUGACAGCUGCCCUGCGUGUCACCGAUGGUGCCUUGGUGGUGGUGGACUGUGUGUCUGGUGUGUGCGUGCAGACAGAAACGGUGCUGCGACAGGCCAUUGCUGAGCGCAUCAAGCCUGUGCUGAUGAUGAACAAGAUGGACCGAGCUUUGCUCGAGCUGCAGCUGGAGCCUGAGGAGCUUUACCAGACCUUCCAGCGCAUCGUGGAGAACGUCAACGUCAUCAUCUCCACCUACGGGGAGGGGGAGAGCGGCCCUAUGGGCAACAUCAUGAUUGACCCUGUCCUCGGUACUGUUGGCUUUGGGUCUGGCCUCCAUGGUUGGGCUUUUACCCUGAAACAAUUCGCAGAGAUGUAUGUGGCCAAGUUUGCUGCCAAGGGCGAGGGCCAACUGGGGCCUGCUGAGCGGGCCAAGAAAGUGGAGGACAUGAUGAAAAAGCUAUGGGGUGACCGGUACUUUGAUCCAGCCAAUGGCAAAUUCAGCAAGUCUGCCACCAGCCCUGAUGGCAAGAAGCUGCCACGGACAUUCUGCCAGCUCAUCCUGGACCCCAUUUUCAAGGUAUUUGAUGCAAUCAUGACUUUCAAGAAGGAGGAGACAGCAAAACUGAUUGAGAAACUGGACAUCAAGCUGGACAGUGAGGAUAAGGACAAAGAGGGCAAACCACUCCUGAAGGCUGUGAUGCGCCGCUGGCUGCCUGCUGGGGACGCCCUGCUGCAGAUGAUCACCAUCCAUCUGCCCUCCCCUGUGACGGCCCAGAAAUACCGCUGCGAGCUCCUGUACGAAGGGCCCCCAGAUGACGAGGCAGCCAUGGGCAUUAAAAGCUGUGAUCCCAAAGGUCCUCUUAUGAUGUACAUUUCCAAAAUGGUGCCGACCUCCGACAAAGGUCGGUUCUAUGCGUUUGGCCGGGUCUUCUCAGGGCUGGUGUCAACUGGCCUGAAGGUCAGGAUCAUGGGGCCCAACUACACACCUGGGAAGAAGGAGGACCUGUACCUGAAGCCGAUCCAGAGGACAAUAUUGAUGAUGGGUCGUUAUGUGGAGCCCAUUGAGGAUGUGCCCUGCGGGAACAUCGUGGGGCUGGUGGGUGUGGACCAGUUCCUGGUGAAGACUGGCACCAUCACCACCUUUGAGCAUGCCCACAACAUGCGGGUGAUGAAGUUCAGUGUGAGCCCCGUCGUCAGGGUUGCCGUGGAGGCCAAGAACCCAGCUGACCUGCCCAAGCUGGUGGAGGGCCUGAAGCGGCUGGCCAAGUCCGACCCCAUGGUGCAGUGCAUCAUUGAGGAGUCGGGGGAGCACAUCAUCGCAGGGGCUGGCGAGCUGCACCUGGAGAUCUGCCUGAAGGACCUGGAGGAGGACCACGCCUGCAUCCCCAUCAAGAAAUCUGACCCAGUGGUCUCGUACCGCGAGACUGUCAGCGAGGAGUCAAACGUGCUCUGCCUCUCCAAGUCCCCCAAUAAGCACAACCGGCUGUACAUGAAGGCACGGCCCUUCCCUGAUGGCCUGGCAGAGGAUAUUGACAAGGGCGAGGUGUCUGCCCGCCAGGAGCUCAAGCAGCGGGCCCGCUACCUGGCCGAGAAGUAUGAGUGGGAUGUGGCUGAGGCCCGCAAGAUCUGGUGCUUUGGGCCUGAUGGCACUGGCCCCAACAUCCUCACCGACAUCACCAAGGGUGUGCAGUACCUCAAUGAGAUCAAGGAUAGCGUGGUGGCUGGCUUCCAGUGGGCCACCAAGGAGGGAGCGCUGUGUGAGGAGAACAUGCGGGGUGUACGCUUUGAUGUCCAUGAUGUGACGCUGCAUGCAGAUGCCAUCCACCGUGGGGGUGGCCAGAUCAUCCCCACUGCCCGGCGCUGCCUCUAUGCCAGUGUGCUGACUGCCCAGCCCCGGCUCAUGGAGCCCAUCUAUCUUGUGGAGAUCCAGUGUCCAGAACAAGUGGUUGGUGGCAUCUAUGGUGUACUGAACAGGAAGCGGGGCCAUGUCUUUGAGGAGUCACAGGUGGCCGGCACCCCCAUGUUCAUCGUGAAGGCUUACUUGCCUGUCAACGAGUCCUUUGGCUUCACUGCCGACCUGAGGUCCAACACGGGCGGCCAGGCGUUCCCCCAGUGUGUGUUUGACCACUGGCAGAUCCUGCCCGGAGACCCCUUCGACAACACCAGCCGACCCAGCCAGGUGGUGGCCGAGACACGCAAGCGCAAAGGCUUGAAGGAAGGCAUCCCAGCCCUGGAUAACUUCCUGGACAAAUUGUAGGUGGCCCUCCCUGCAGCCCACCAGCCUGGGUGGGACUCGGCACAGCCCCUGCACCCGGCUGGUGAUCGGCCACAGCAACAAGCCCUGCAUUCUCCACGACACCUCGAGACUGCCUAGACACAGUGACUUCUGCCUGCCGGUUCUGGGGCCCACUCCGUGCCAUUGCUCAACAUGAAUACUUGAUGCUGUUUCUUCUGAUAUUUAUUUCAAGAUUCCAGAGGCAGCAGAAAUGCCCUCACAGCAGGGACUUAUUUGGCCUGUGGGGUUGGGGGAGGCGGGAUGGGGCACCCAACACUUUUAUCCAUUUCAGAGGGAGACUCAAAUGUCCAAAAAAAAAUUAAAUGCAUUAAGAGGUUUAUUUGGGUAAAUGGCCCGUAGUGGAUGUCCCCCCAAAAGGGGGGAAGGAACAGCAAGUAGAUGUUUCUCUGGACAGAAGCUAGAAGGCAGGAGACUUUGUGCAAUGUCACCAUGAGCACCUCCAGCUGUAUUAGUGCCAUUGGAAUAAUAAAUUUGAUAAGGUGG
This is a messenger RNA of Manis pentadactyla (Chinese pangolin), 3294 nucleotides long. It is a transcript of the gene EEF2, whose product is annotated as eukaryotic translation elongation factor 2. Bases 16 to 2772 code for a protein of 918 amino acids. The transcript is spliced from 15 exons. Lineage: Eukaryota; Metazoa; Chordata; Mammalia; Pholidota; Manidae. Gene Ontology annotation, molecular function: translation elongation factor activity; ribosome binding; GTP binding. Gene Ontology annotation, biological process: translational elongation. The record is from RefSeq and is a predicted model, not a curated record. Gene Ontology annotation, cellular component: cytosol; ribonucleoprotein complex.